Molecule: messenger RNA, 723 nt
Organism: Williopsis jadinii
Lineage: Eukaryota; Fungi; Ascomycota; Saccharomycetes; Phaffomycetales; Wickerhamomycetaceae
Product: PQ-loop repeat-containing protein
Exons: 2
Coding region: 1-723 (240 amino acids)
Source: RefSeq, a predicted model, not a curated record
AUGUCUGAAACUCCUGCUGCUAACAUUUUGGGUACAAUCGGUACUGUAUGCUGGUGUAUUCAGCUGAUUCCACAGAUAAUUCACAAUUAUCGUCACAAGAACUGUGAGGGCUUAAGACCGCUGAUGCUGUUCUUGUGGUCAGCCAGUGGUGUUCCAUUCUCCAUAUACUUUGUCUCUAGAAGAUCGUCCAUUCCAAUCAUGGUCCAACCACAAAUCUUUACCACGCUUUGUGUGAUAACCUGGGCACAAGCGUUGUACUACCCACCGGUUCAGGUCUCUCGGAAGAGACUAAUAACACUUAUUUCCACUUUCUUGGUUGUGGGAAUUGCAUUGGAAGCAGGGUUCAUCAUCCCAUGCAGAAACGCAUAUGAUGAUGGCACUGAAUGGCCUUCUUUAAUCUUUGGUGUCAUUGCAUCUAUCCUGCUUGCAGUCGGGUUGGUUCCUCCAUAUUUCGAAUUGGCAAAGAGACAGGGAAGAGUUGUCGGUAUCAACUUUGUAUUCCUGUCACUCGACUUUUCCGGUGCUUUCUUCAGUAUCUUGUCCUUGGUAUUUGCCAGAGAAAUGGACAUCAUGGGAAUUGUGCUCUACUGUAUCGUCGCCGCUAUGGAGUUGGGUAUCUUCACCUCCCAUGUCGUUUGGUGGAUUAGAAUCGGUAGACACCAGAAAAAGACUGUUGAUGAUGAAGAGGCACACAAGGACUUGCAUAUAGACAUAAUAUACUAA